AUGACGACGGCAGCGGUAUUCGGCUGCACGGGAGCAGUCGGCUCUCAGAUCCUGGCUACGCUCCUCGUGACAGACACAUUUUCAGCGGUCAAGACUAUCUCCAGGAGACUCCCAAAUGCACAGUCAGCUAAGCUAGAAGCACUGGAGGAAAGCGACACCUCAAAAUGGGGUAGCAUGAUUUCAUCUCUGUCACCCAAUCCAUCGAUGGUUUUUAAUGCGGUCGGUACCACAACGGCGACAGCGGGCAGCAUCAAGAAUCAGUGGAAGAUCGAUCAUGAUUUAUGUGUUGAGAAUGCGCAGGCUGCUAAGGAGGCGGGGGGUGAAGACAUGAAGGUUGGCGUUGAGGAUGCCAUCAAAGACCUUGGUUUUGAUAAUGCUGUCAUCCUCAGACCCGGGAUGAUUAUUGGGAGGGAGGAAUCCAAGUCUUUUUUGUUAGAAAAGUUUGUGGAAGGGCUUCAGAGACUGGGACAGGGUGUUCAGGAUAAAGUUGGUCAAAAUCAAACGACCAUUGGUAGGGCGGCUGUAGCAGCUGCUCGUAUGGCUGAACAAGGCAAAGCUCCAUCGAAUUAUUGGGUUCUGGAGCAGGCUGAUAUUGUUAGGCUUGGUAGAGAUGGGUGGAAGGAGUAA
Molecule: messenger RNA, 627 nt
Organism: Penicillium robsamsonii
Lineage: Eukaryota; Fungi; Ascomycota; Eurotiomycetes; Eurotiales; Aspergillaceae
Exons: 3
Coding region: 1-627 (208 amino acids)
Biological process (GO): import into nucleus
Cellular component (GO): cytoplasm
Source: RefSeq, a predicted model, not a curated record